Molecule: messenger RNA, 1521 nt
Organism: Pneumocystis jirovecii RU7
Lineage: Eukaryota; Fungi; Ascomycota; Pneumocystomycetes; Pneumocystales; Pneumocystaceae
Exons: 6
Coding region: 1-1521 (506 amino acids)
Biological process (GO): vesicle-mediated transport; intracellular protein transport
Cellular component (GO): Golgi membrane
Source: RefSeq, a predicted model, not a curated record
AUGUAUAUGUGUUCUCCAGCCAUGCCUCAGCUCGGUACAGCAGCUCUCGAAAGAACUUCGUACUCCCCGAGAAAUACAGAUUUUACAAACAUUCUUUCGAAACCUUUUCUUGAAAUGCUUGCUACCUCGGAUGAUCACGAAGUUGUACACGCAGUACAGGUUUAUAAAAGCACAGAAAAAGUGCUAGACUUUUUUCAAAUAAAUAUUAAGCGAUAUCAGGAGAUUUUUGCAGACUAUAUGGCAGUGCACUCAGAUCUAGCAAUGCUGUAUCUAACGAAAAGUCUUUGGAACAAUCAAUGGGAUUUGUGGGAUACAGAAGCAAUACAACAAACACGAGAUGGUAUACUAUCUAUUCUAUUAUCUUUAAAGCGAAAACCAGUGAUUCGAUAUGAAAAAAACAGUAAAAUGGCAAGAACGCUGGCAGUGGCAUUGCAAACAGAAAUAGAAACAGAAACAUCAUUAUUUGACUUUUAUCGUACAGAUACAUCCCCAAUUCUUUUGUUAUUGGAUAGAUGCAAUGAUCCAAUAACGCCAUUGUUGACACCAUGGACAUAUGAAGCAAUGGUACAUGAAUUAGUUGGUAUUGUUCAUGGGCGUGUGGAAAUUGCAAAUUUUAUACAUGAAAAAGUACAUCACGAAAUGGUCUUAUCUCCGAUACAAGAUACUUUUUUCAAAGAAAAUAUGUAUCUAAAUUUUGGUGAUCUAGGAAUACGUAUUAAAGAAUAUGUUGAACAUUAUCGAACCAAGACUCAGUCAAAUGUUGAAAUUCAAAACGUAUCAGAUAUGAAGCGAUUUGUUGAAGAAUAUCCCGAGUUUCGUCAGCUUUCAGACAAUGUUGCCAAACAUGUAACACUGAUGAGUGAACUCAGUGCUCGUGUUGAGAAAGGAUCUUUAUUUGAUGUCAGUGAGCUCGAACAGAGCCUCGCAUGUGAUGAUUCUCAUGCAUCAAAUCUUAAGGACUUGCAAAAACUCAUUCGAAGCCCUAUCUCGAAUAGUAGUAAGGUUAAACUUGCACUUCUUUAUGCUUUACGUUAUGAAAAACAUCCAAACAAUGCACUUUCUUCACUUUUACAACAACUUGCACAGGCUGGAGUCCCGCCAGAAGAGUUUUCUGUUAUAAACAUGCUCUUUGACUAUGCUGGAUCAAAUAAACGCCUUGAUAAUAUAUUUGAAUCUGAAAGCUUCUUUUCUCGAACAAAAAGUGGAUUCAAAGAGUUAAAUGGAACUGAAAAUGUAUAUACCCAACAUAAACCUCGACUACAAAACCUUCUUAUGUCUUUAAUCAAGGGUCGCCUUCGUGAACAAACACACCCUUAUAUGGAAGGGACCGCUAUUUUUAAAGAGAAACCACAGGACAUUAUUGUUUACAUGAUUGGUGGCACAACAUACACAGAAGCAAAAGUUAUUCAUGAAAUUAAUCUUUAUGCGACUGGUGUACGUAUAGUUUUAGCUGGAGACCAAAUUCACAAUAGUAAAUCAUUUUUACAGCAAUUAAAGCGUAUUCAUACUACUCAAACAUGA